Tauraco erythrolophus (red-crested turaco) is the source of this 2385-nucleotide messenger RNA. The record is from RefSeq and is a predicted model, not a curated record. NCBI's taxonomy places the organism in Eukaryota, Metazoa, Chordata, Aves, Musophagiformes, Musophagidae.
AUGAGCUCUUUGCUCACAGCGUCGCCUGCCACGGACAAUGCUGCCAGAGCUGCCGGGAGCAGCAGCGGGGCUGCAGAAGACCCAAGGUCCGGUAUCGACAGGAUAGUGACCGUGGCUCAGCCCCUGGCCUCGGCAUCCUCCUCGGUGGCCCCGGUGCGAGGACGUUUCCCCGGGCCCUCCACGGAGCGCCCGCUCGUCCCUUCUCACCUAACUUCAGAAAGCACUACUGCGGCCUUUAGCCGCAAUUACGAACCCGAGAGCAUCCCAGCUGCAGAAGAGGCGACGCUGCACUUGGACACCCACGGUGCUGACAUGCCCAGCGUGGCAGCGGGGGCACUGGGCUCCUCCCCAAAUGGCGACACAGCCAGGGUGACAAGAGACUCUGCUACCAGCACCGACCCCACCAGCUCUUUAGGAGGGACCUUCUCCUCCUCAAGGGCUGGGACGCGCCAUCCUAAUGGCUCACGGGAAGCCACCGACCUCCCAGCACUUCCCAGGGAGCCUUUGCUCACAAGCUCCCUCUCUGCCUCCAAAAGUACUUUCAGAGCCAUGGGCAGCAGCCAUCACUCCCUAAGCAGCUCGAGUGCCGAGGAAAGGAUGUCCAGCCCCACCACUGAUCCUGCGUACAGUUCACCUACACCUGCUGGUGGUGGAGAGAGGUCGCUGCACUCGGUGACGGACAGCACGGUGGCCGGUGGCACGGAGAGCUCCACGUCCUAUACCAAAACCGCCAGCUCUCCACGGCCGGCUGAGCUGGCGUCGGUGGAGCAGCGUGGGACGGCCAAUGCCUCCACCAGCAGCUUUUCAAGUAGCCAUCAGCCAGUCAGUAGCAUCGAUGCUGAGAAACGGAGCUCGGUUUCUCAUACGGACGGCACAUACAUUUCAACCAUCUAUACCAGAGGAGGAGAAAGGACCCUGCUAUCUAUCUCGAAUAGCAGCACUUCUACUGACUCCUCAGAAAGUUCCACCUUUUUUUCUGAAAUUUCCAACCCUUCUGAUUCAUUGAAGUCUUCUGUGGCACAGGACAGGAGGAACAACAUAUCCAGUGAUGGCAGUUUUGUUGAACCAUCUACAGAGCCGUUGCUGGUGCACUCUUCCAAACUCUUGACUUCUACUUCUGCAGGCAGCGUACAAAAUACAACUCUCUUCAACACUGACUCUGAGUUGUUGACCACGGCACCCAUGGAACAGCUUGGUGGACGCAUUGUGUCCGUGUCCAUGUCCACUCCUGUGAUGGUAACGGAGACUGCCUCACCAAAAGCCACCACCAUCCAGGGAGGCACCUUUGAGAAGGCAACGUCGUCGCUGCUCACCAUGACCAAUGUGGAUAAAUGUCUUUCCAACCCUUGUCCUGCGCUGGCCACCUGCAACAGCACCCGUGGCUCCUACAUCUGUCAGUGUCCUCUUGGAUAUGAGCUGGAAAAAGGAAAGUGCAAUUUAGUAAGAAUAUUUAUUGGCCAGGUCCCCCUGAAACUUAAUACUACCCAUGGGAAGUACGCGGAGCUCCUCCACGUCGAGGGUGAAAUCCUGGCAAUGCUUGAUGGAUCGCUGUCGGGCUUGCCAGGGUACCACCACUCCACGGUUAAGGCAACCAGGGAGGCAAAUUUUGUGCAUGUUUCAGUGCAAUCCACCUUCGCUUUAACAUCCAAUGUGACUUUCUACGAUGUUAUCAGCAGCGUGAAAAGCUACAUUCGAGCUUGCACAUCCCCCACUGAAGCUUGUCAGUUCAUCUCCAGCCUGAAACCGCUCCACAGAGUUGGCAGCUUGUGCAAGCAAAAAGACCCCGAAUGCGACAAGGAAACUUCGGAAUGCACCGACUUUGAUGGUGUCGCGCUCUGCCAGUGCAAAAGUGGGUACUUCAAAUACAACAAGAUGGACCACUCCUGCAGAGCCUGUGAAGAUGGAUAUAAGCUGGAAAACGAGACCUGUGUGAGCUGCCCGUUUGGCUUGGGUGGAUUCAACUGCGGAAACCCAUAUCAGCUCAUCACUGUGGUGAUCGCAGCUGCCGGAGGGGGACUUCUGCUUAUCAUGGGCAUAGCACUGAUUGUCACCUGCUGCCGGAAGAAUAAAAAUGACAUAAGUAAACUCAUUUUCAAGAGUGGGGAUUUCCAGAUGUCACCGUAUGCUGAAUAUCCGAAGAACCCCCGGGCACAAGAGUGGGGCAGAGAGACCAUUGAGAUGCAGGAGAAUGGCAGCACCAAGAACCUGUUGCAGAUGACAGAUGUAUAUUAUUCGCCAACUGGACUGAGAAAUCCUGAACUGGAAAGAAACGGACUUUAUCCUCCUUACACUGGUUUGCCUGGAUCUCGACAUUCAUGCAUCUACCCUGGACAAUACAAUCCAUCCUUCAUUAGUGACGAAACCAGAAGAAGAGACUAUUUUUAG